Suillus fuscotomentosus is the source of this 1983-nucleotide messenger RNA. RefSeq lists its product as uncharacterized. NCBI's taxonomy places the organism in Eukaryota, Fungi, Basidiomycota, Agaricomycetes, Boletales, Suillaceae. The coding region runs from base 1 to 1983 and encodes 660 amino acids. The record is from RefSeq and is a predicted model, not a curated record. The transcript has 7 exons.
AUGGUAAAUAGUAGUCCUUCGAGCUUCAAAGCUUCAUGGAUGAGCUUGAUGGACUGCGUGGAGCAAGGCAUCCAAUGCCUGAAAACGUUUGCCGUCAGCAAGUUCCUUUCUAUUCUUGUUAUCUAUCAAAUCUACAUUGGCGUGGGCAAAAUCGCUUACGUUGCAUGGCCAACCAAUGGCCAACUGCCUCUUCGCCUUCUCCUUGUCUCAGUUGUCUCAGCCUUGGGAAAUGGCAUCAUGCAGGAUGCCACAGCCACAACUAGUAGCGGGUAUGACAUUGCACAAGGACAACCAAGCAUUUGUUCCCUCAUUUCCCCAUCUCUCAUCCAUAACUUUCGCCAGAGAAUAGAUUCAAGCUGGGGAGUAGACAUGAAACACCAUUUCAAGCACAGAGAUAUUGAUAGUGCCAUGAAGGCAGAGAUCGGCUCUCUCUUGAUCUGCGACCUUCCCUGGUGCGACAAUCGUCUUAUUGAUGUCGCUGAUGAGUUUCUCUCCCCUACACAAUGCAAUACGAUGAUUCAACGCUGGGCCAGACCGAAUGGUGUACUCACGGAGACCAAAGGAACAUAUGAAUGGACAGCUGCUUCGAAAGCUCCCUUACCAUUACAGCGCAAAAAUUGGUUGGAGGAAGCUGGCACCCCACUCGAUCAGACCUUUGAGAGUUGUCUUACCAACUUCUUCAAUGAGAUCACAAUUCAAAGCCGCAGGUACAAAAACUAUCUCAAGAAAGGUGGCGCCAUUCCUGAGGAUAUUGGAUUGCGCGUGUGGAAGGCAUUCAACAGGACUGCAUUGGAAGCCACUCGCAGUCCCGAUAUAAUCUUGAUUUCCCGCAAUUCGGAGGAAAGCAAGUGGGCCCACGUCAUUUCCAUCAUGGAGGUGAAGUGGGAAGAUAGUCCCAGGCUCUUGAUGAGUGCUAUUACACAGCUCGCUGACAAGGCUACUUUCGUCUUUCAUCACCAGCCUCAUCGCCAAUGGUUCCCUUGUCUAAGCUUAUGCGGAACAGCCCUUCGCCUGUCUGUGUUCACGCGCGGCAGAAGCCUUCACUCCGAAGCGCUCGACAUAAGUUCGGAUCCCAAAUUAUUUUCCAAGGUGAUGAAUUACUUUACGGAGGCAGAUUUUUCGUGGCUGGGAUACGAUGUUCACAUUUUCCGUGUUCCUCCCGCCGCAGUCCAGGUUUGGGACGAUAAGAGGUAUUGGCAGGAUGAAGAAGAGAACGGAGCGCCGUGCGAUGACUCAGAGUUCCAUCUGGUUGGCUACCUUCACCGAUCAAUAGGUCUCCAUGGCAAAGGCACACGUGUUUUCACCGUCGAGGGCGCACACGAUAAAAAAAAUCUUGUAAUCAAGGACUGUUGGGACCCAUCAAAGACGGUGAGCGAUCACGUAAUACACGGGAAACUCCAAGAUCCUACACGGGACUCUCUUCUCAUUCGCUCGCCCAAUGGCGAAUGGGUUUUCACCGGAGGGGAAGAUUCUGGUGAUUGUUUGGAUAGAGAGUGCGCUCAGAGGCUGGAUGGAAUAUAUUGCUACGUUGGCAGUCGCUGUUGGGAUAAUGUCAAGUUCCUCCCAGGAAUAACUAUCAUGCAAGACCACAUGCACCCUUCCAUCGGCCUGUUCUUCGAAUCUCCAGUUCCGCAGUCAGUCACUUCCAUAUGUGCUUCCAUGAUCCCAUCGCAGGUCCUGGCCAAGGUUUUCGACGAAUCCCAAGGAAAAAUUCAACUCGAGGAAAGACAUAGAUCCCGUACAUCUUUCACUACCUGUGGAGUCGAUAUCUCGUGGUUCGGAACUGCGCGGUGUAGAGAAUCAUGCCUCUCAUGGCGUGAUAUGCUAUCUCUAUAUGAGGCGCAGCUUUCCCACGCAACGCGCGCCAUGCGCGCACCAUCCCCGCGCUUCACGAUGUAUACGCGCGCGCACGUUCCCACGCUUGCGCGCCCUAUAGCGCCAGCCAUCCAGAUGCAUCCAUCCACUGUCCACCAAGCUCCCUAG